Anarrhichthys ocellatus (wolf-eel) is the source of this 1338-nucleotide messenger RNA. RefSeq names its product chromosome unknown C11orf54 homolog (gene bkgd). The record is from RefSeq and is a predicted model, not a curated record. The coding region runs from base 170 to 1129 and encodes 319 amino acids. Lineage: Eukaryota; Metazoa; Chordata; Actinopteri; Perciformes; Anarhichadidae. The transcript has 8 exons. Gene Ontology annotation, molecular function: zinc ion binding; hydrolase activity, acting on ester bonds. Gene Ontology annotation, cellular component: nucleus.
CUACUAAACGUGCUGCAUAGACGAGGAAACAAACCGUGUGGGGUAGGAACCAUCUUGCUAGUAUUUACUCUUUGGUUGGUCUUCAACCACUCGGGAUGUGCUCGCUUUAGCAGUCCGCUUUUCCUGCACCGCAGACAGCCUGCUGGUACUUUUAACUUCAACAACAGUUAUGGCACAAAUCAGCAAAACUGAAAAGGUUCAGCUGCACGCGCCAGAUUUGGAGGAACUGCGUGGAGUACUGCAAGCAGGACUGGAAGACAACUUUGCAGAAGUGCAGGUGAGUGUUGUGGAGUGUCCCGAUCUCACCAAAGAGCCCUUCCACUUUCCUGUCAAAGGCUUGUGUGGAAAGCCUCGCAUCACCGAUGUUGGUGGUGUGCCGUACCUGAUCCCCUUGGUUCAAAAGCACAAGGAAUACAACAUGAACACCAUAUCAAAGGAGCUGGAGCUGCCAGGAGCCUUCGUCCUCGGUGCAGCCGCUGUUCCCAGCAGAGUUGUGGGAAUGAAUGCAGAGAUGAUGCCUCUGGUUCUGACCGAAGCGGAGGGAAGGCCUGCAGUGAACGGCAGCUACUUCGCCUCCAUCAACCCGGCCGAUGGCCGGUGUCUGCAAGAAAAAUACAGCAACAAAUUCUCUGGCUGCAGCUUUGGGCUGAUGGGCAAUCUGUACGCCUGUGAGGGGAAGUCUGGAAAGGUCAUUGAGGUGCGGGCCAAGAAGAGAACAGGGGCCCACAGUCUUGUGACGGCCCUGAGGAGCACUCUAGAAGGUCGCUACCCUGAUAAAAGCCUGGCUCUGGGGGGCACCUUUAUCAUCCAGAAAGGGAAAGCCAAAAUCCACAUCAUGCCAAGAGAGUUCUCGGCCUGCCCCCUCAACACCAACGACGACGUCAACAAGUGGCUCAAGCACUUUGAGGUCAGCGCCCCGCUCAUCUGCCAGUCGGUGCUGGUAUCCAGAGACCCCGGUUUGGACCUCCGCGUGGAGCACACCCACUGCUUCAGCCACCACGGAGAAGGGGGCCACUACUACAUAGACACCACCCCCGACAGCGUGGAGUACCUGGGCUACUUCAUGCCGGCAGAGUUCGUCUACCGCAUCGACAGGCCCGAUGACACCCAUGGAGUUGGACGAGAUUGAAAGGCGAAUUAAUGAAUACGUCGCGCUUGCAGCACAACAUCUCUCGAUGGUCUCGAUUAAUCAAGCGGUGUGUGAUUUAUACUAAGUUCUGUGUGUUCUUUAAAUGCGCGGGAACAUUUUUCCAAUGAAAACGCAACAUUUCUUUGAAAAUCUCUGCUCUUGAAUCACAAAUCUGCACAUUUCAUGUAAUAAAAACAAUGUUGAAUUCA